UUGGCGCAGUAUCUCAUUGUUUCGUUGCCCACCAUUAAACCAAAAACACACACACACAUACACGACUUUUAGGCUUUUCAGCCGUCAAAUACCAAAAAAAAAAAACAUCAAAACAAGCUGCAAAAGCAAAACCCAAACUACAACAGUCAUGGCGCUCUCUUCCUCGAUUUCUUCAACCUCCUCUAAUGGCGUCUUCUCCAACACAUUGUCUCGCUCUCAUAUCAAACUCUCCACAUUCUUUCUUCCUUCUUCUACUCGUCCUUCUCUCUCCUCUUUCCCAAGAAAGAAUUUGGUUUCUCAAUGGGGGAAGCGGUGGCCGUGUCCUGGUUACAUUCAAGCCUCUGUCAAAGCUACUUCUGUAGAGGGUGCGAUUGAUAAAAUUGAACUGCCGAAAGGUGACAUGUGGUCUGUUCAUAAAUUUGGUGGCACUUGCGUUGGAAGUUCUGACCGGAUAAAGAGCGUUGCAGAAAUAGUUGUGCAAGACAAUUCCGAGAGGAAGUUGGUGAUUGUAUCUGCCAUGUCAAAGGUGACUGACAUGAUGUAUGACUCAAUAAAUAGGGCUCAAUCACGGGACGAGUCUUUUAUGUCUGCUUUGGAUGUUGUUUUAGAGAAACACACGCUAACAGCAAAAGAUAUGUUAGAGGGUGAUGAUCUUCUAAGUUUCUUAUCAAGGUUGCAUGACGAUAUCAAUAAUCUUAAAGCUAUGCUGCGUGCAAUAUACAUAGCUGGUCAUGCAACUGAAUCAUUCACUGAUUUCGUUGUUGGACAUGGAGAAUUAUGGUCUGCACAGAUGCUAUCCCUUGUCAUCAAACAGAAAGGAUAUGAUUGUACAUGGAUGGAUACCAGGGAAGUCCUUGUUGUAAAUCCGACAAGUUCAAAUCAAGUUGAUCCAGAUUUUUUGGAAUCUGAAAAAAGACUUGACAAAUGGUUUUCCUAUAACCCAUCAAGUAUCAUUAUAGCUACUGGCUUUAUAGCUAGUACUCCUCAAAGUAUUCCAACUACACUUAAGAGGGAUGGAAGUGACUUUUCUGCGGCUAUAAUGGGUGCUCUUUUUAGAGCUCGUCAAGUUACAAUAUGGACAGAUGUAGAUGGUGUUUACAGUGCUGAUCCGAGAAAAGUAAGUGAAGCUGUGAUACUUCACACAUUGUCUUAUCAAGAGGCUUGGGAGAUGUCAUACUUUGGUGCAAAUGUAUUACAUCCUCGGACCAUCAUUCCUGUGAUGCGGUUUGACAUUCCAAUUGUAAUAAGAAAUGUAUUUAACCUGGGGGCUCCUGGAACAAAGAUUUGUCGUCCUUCUGCUGAUGAGAAUGGCGAGUAUCUGCAAUCUCCUGUCAAAGGAUUUGCCACAAUCGAUAAUUUGGCCCUUAUAAAUGUGGAGGGUACUGGUAUGGCUGGAGUUCCUGGUACUGCUAGUGCCAUUUUCAGUGCGGUGAAGGAUGUAGGGGCUAAUGUUAUCAUGAUCUCUCAGGCAAGUAGUGAACAUUCUGUGUGCUUUGCUGUGCCUGAGAAGGAAGUUGAAGUUGUGGCUGAAGCUCUGCGGUCUCGAUUUAGCCAAGCUUUAGAAGCUGGACGUCUUUCUCAGGUCGCUGUUAUCCCGAAUUGCAGCAUUCUGGCAGCAGUUGGGCAGAAAAUGGCCAGCACGCCAGGAGUUAGUGCCACUCUUUUUAACGCACUUGCUAAGGCCAAUAUUAAUAUCCGUGCUAUAGCACAAGGCUGUUCUGAAUACAACAUCACUGUAGUCGUCAAGAGGGAUGAUUGUAUUAAAGCCCUGAGGGCUGUUCAUUCCAGGUUCUAUCUCUCAAGGACCACUCUUGCUGUGGGAAUUAUUGGGCCAGGAUUGAUUGGGGCAACUCUGCUUGACCAACUUCGUGAUCAGGCAGCUGAAUUAAAGGAGAAGUUUAACAUUGAUCUGCGUGUUAUGGGAAUCACAAGCUCAAACAAAAUGCUUCUUUCUGACUUGGGUCUUGACUUGUCUAGAUGGAGGGAACUCCGGAGUGAAGAAGGACAAGUAGCCAACUUGCAGAAAUUUGUUCAACAUGUUCAUGGGAAUCAUUUCAUCCCUAACACUGUGUUAGUAGAUUGUACAGCUGACUCUUAUGUUGCAAGUCAUUACUAUGACUGGUUGCGUAAAGGAAUUCACAUAAUUACGCCUAACAAGAAGGCAAAUUCUGGACCUCUUGAUCAGUAUUUGAAGUUGAGAUCUCUGCAACGGCAAUCCUAUACGCACUACUUUUAUGAAGCUACAGUUGGUGCGGGUCUUCCAAUAAUUAGUACUCUAAGAGGUCUUCUUGAAACCGGCGACAAAAUCUUGAGUAUUGAGGGUGUAUUCAGUGGGACUUUAAGCUAUAUAUUCAACAAAUUCAAAGGCGGAAGAAAUUUCAGUGAGGUGGUCACUGAGGCAAAACAAGCUGGUUAUACGGAGCCUGAUCCUAGGGAUGAUCUCUCUGGAACAGAUGUUGCUAGAAAGGUAAUAAUUCUAGCAAGAGAAUGUGGAUUGAAGCUUGAACUUUCAGAUAUUCCUCCAGAAAGCCUUGUGCCAGAACCACUGAGAGCUACUACAUCAGCCGAGGAAUUCAUGGAUCAGCUUCCUCAGUUUGAUGAUGACUGGGCAAAGAAAUUACAAGCCGCUGAAGAUGCAGGGGAGGUUCUAAGAUAUGUGGGAGUGGUGGAUGUGUCCAAUGAAAAGGGACUUGUGAAGUUGAAGAGCUACAAGAAAGAUCACCCAUUUUCUCAGCUCUCAGGGUCGGAUAAUAUCAUCUUAUUUACCACGGAGAGGUAUAAGGAGCAACCUCUUAUAGUUCGGGGUCCUGGUGCUGGAGCUGAGGUUACAGCUGGUGGAGUAUUCAGUGAUAUUUUGCGCUUGGCCUCUUACCUUGGUGCUCCUUCGUAAUCAGUGCUGGAUUCUGUAGAUUAGUCAGAUCUGGUUUAGUUUGUAGCCUCUUGUUAUCAUCCACUAUCAGCUUUUCUAGUUACUUACUGGAAGGGAUCAUUUUCCCGAUUUUCGUGUUGUUAAAGCUGUAGACUUUGUUGAAUAUGUUCAACUUGUAACUCAUUUCGUCAGCAAUGAACAAGUGAUCUUGAUACUGCUGAGUUUGUAUA
Messenger RNA from Beta vulgaris subsp. vulgaris (sugar beet), 3099 nucleotides. RefSeq names its product bifunctional aspartokinase/homoserine dehydrogenase 2, chloroplastic. NCBI's taxonomy places the organism in Eukaryota, Viridiplantae, Streptophyta, Magnoliopsida, Caryophyllales, Amaranthaceae. The record is from RefSeq and is a predicted model, not a curated record. Gene Ontology annotation, molecular function: NADP binding; homoserine dehydrogenase activity; aspartate kinase activity. Gene Ontology annotation, biological process: aspartate family amino acid biosynthetic process; L-homoserine biosynthetic process. The coding region runs from base 149 to 2890 and encodes 913 amino acids. The transcript is spliced from 18 exons.